CGCGACGGUGGCGCGAGGACGGCAUUUCGCAUAUUCCGACGGCCGCGACAGAGCAAUUGCAGGAGUGACCGCAAUGCGCGCAAGAACAAGGAGUGUGGCGAGCAUGCACGAAUACUUUGAAGAGGAGGACGACACACGGUCGAGUGGCGCGAGCUCCGGCCGGUCGAGCUCGUUCUCGUACAGGAUGAGCAUGGGCGGCCUCGACGACUGGGACUUCUCCGAAACCCGCGUCCGCCGUUGCAGUCAUAGCAAACGCAUUAGUUUCGACGACGACGUCAAGGUCGAGACGAUUCCGUCCCUCUCGAGCAUCGACGAAGCGACCAAGAAGAAUCUGUGGUACUCGGCCGACGACUUUGCCAAGAUGCAGCAACAGCAGCGCGCCGGCGACGCCCUCGGGUAGACGACAACGUCCCUCCCCUCCUCUCCAUAGUGUGCUAGGUUCCUUCCUAUUUAUUCCAAUCACGAGCAAAGUUUUGUUGCCUUCGAGGUCCCGCCGACAACGUCCUCCGCCGUUCUUGCGCCAUGCAUUCUAUCCAUGGCGCGGACAGCGAGCGGUCCUCGUUGGAUUGCCGACGCAUCUCCACGGCGGCCUCGUCGGCGCACAAUGCUACCUUUGCGCGAAGCAGCCCGCCCGACUCGACCUUGAUUGUACAUUUUUCUUCUCUACCAUCUAGUCUACAUGAUGCUUCAAUCGUG
This is a messenger RNA of Aphanomyces invadans, 696 nucleotides long. RefSeq lists its product as hypothetical. The coding region runs from base 74 to 400 and encodes 108 amino acids. NCBI's taxonomy places the organism in Eukaryota, Oomycota, Saprolegniomycetes, Saprolegniales, Verrucalvaceae. The record is from RefSeq and is a predicted model, not a curated record. The transcript has a single exon.